CAGGACAGUGUGAGUACUCCUACACCCCCUGGAGAGUGCCAGUCAGUUCUGCUCAUUAGUGCCCUUCAGUGCUGCAUAUUAGUGCACAUCAGUGUCACCCAGGGGCGGACUGACCAUAUGGAAACUUGGGCACUGCCCGAGGGCCCGGGGUCAGUAGGGGGCCCCAUAAGAUGCCCCUGGUACCUUUUUCAUAGGCUUUUUAAAGUUUGGGCAAGGACACAGGGGCCCCAUGAUCCCCUAUUGCCCGGGGGCCCCAUGAGUUGUCAGUCCGUACCUGCUUCAUCAGUGAUC
Staurois parvus is the source of this 291-nucleotide messenger RNA. NCBI's taxonomy places the organism in Eukaryota, Metazoa, Chordata, Amphibia, Anura, Ranidae. The record is from the annotation of a GenBank genome assembly.